GAUCCCUUUGUCAUCUAUAAAAAGAGAGAAAUAUCACCAAUGAAAGGCACAACGCUGUCGAAUAUUCAAUCGUCUCAUCAACAUCGAUUGUUCGCUUCUCCAUCUCUUCUGUUUGUAAUUUGAAGCCAAAUCAAAAUGAGCUUGUGGUGGGCCGGAGUUGCUAGCGCUGCCACGAAAAAAUUGGAAGGAGUUGACGCGUCAUCAUCACGAGGUCAUCAAAGCGUGGCGCUAGUGGUCGGCGUGACGGGCAUAGUGGGCAACAGCCUAUCUGAAAUCCUCCCACUCCCUGAUACCCCCGGCGGUCCGUGGAAAGUGUACGGGGUCGCACGCCGCCCCCGCCCAAACUGGAACGUUGAUCAUCCUGUUGACUACAUCCAAUGUGACGUGUCUGAUGCGGAAGACACCAAAAUCAAGCUGUCACAAUUAACCGAUGUCACGCACAUAUUUUACGUGACAUGGACCAGUAAAGCCACCGAGGUCGAGAACUGCCAGGCCAACGGGGCCAUGCUCCGCAACGUCUUGCGUGCAAUUAUCCCCGUGGCUCCGAACCUCUGCCACGUGUCCUUGCAGACCGGGGCCAAACACUAUAUCGGACCGUUUGAGUCUAUAGGGAAAAUCAAAGCCCACGACCCGCCGUUUACGGAGGACUUGCCCAGGCUUGACGUGCCCAAUUUUUACUACACUCUUGAAGACAUUUUAUUCGAAGAGGUUGAGAAAAAAAAGGGUUUAACUUGGUCGGUACAUCGGCCUAAUAAUAUUUUUGGGUUUUCCCCUUAUAGCUUGAUGAACAUAAUCGGUGCGCUUUGUGUUUAUGCUGCUAUAUGUAAGAAGGAAGGAAGACCAUUGAAGUUUCCCGGUAGCAAAGCGGCUUGGGAGUGUUAUGCGGUGGCUUCGGAUGCAAAUUUGAUAGCGGAGCAGCAUAUAUGGGCGGCGGUGGAUCCGUAUGCGAAAAACGAAGCGUUUAAUGUGAACAAUGGGGAUGUGUUUAAGUGGAAGCAUUUUUGGAAGGUGUUGGCUGAGCAGUUUGGGAUUGAGGAGUAUGGGUUUGAUGAGGAGGAGGGUGGUAGGCUGAGGUUGGUGGAGAUGAUGGAGGGGAAAGUUGGUGUGUGGGAGGAGAUUGUGAGGGAGAAUGAGCUGCAGCCGACCAAGUUGGAGGAGGUGGCGGUGUGGUGGUUUGCUGACUUAGUGUUUGGUGGGGAGGCUGUGUUGGACAGUACGAAUAAGAGCAAAGAGCAUGGCUUUUUGGGGUUCAGGAAUUCCAAAAAGUCCUUCAUUUCGUGGAUUAAGAAGAUGAAGGCUUUUGUUCCAUGAAAUGUAUUAUGGUGAAGAAGAGAUAGAGAGAGUUCAUAUAUACAUGUGUACAAAUAAGAAAAUGAAGCCUAGGGAGAGUACCUAUAACAUGCAUAUGUAAUUACAAUAAAAAAUGUUAUUCUUACAUUUUAUUUGUACCAUCAUUUGUAUCGUCUCUCUAAUAGAGAUGAGACAUACAUAGUGGACCCUACUUCUAUUACAAAGAUGAUACAAAUAGCGGUGUAAAUAGAUAAUAAGUGUAAAUUUUCUUCAAUUUGUACGGGGUUUUUUUAACAUCUAAAAGUUAGAUGCA
This is a messenger RNA of Malus domestica (apple), 1603 nucleotides long. RefSeq names its product 3-oxo-Delta(4,5)-steroid 5-beta-reductase-like. The record is from RefSeq and is a predicted model, not a curated record. Lineage: Eukaryota; Viridiplantae; Streptophyta; Magnoliopsida; Rosales; Rosaceae.